Molecule: messenger RNA, 819 nt
Organism: Angiostrongylus costaricensis
Lineage: Eukaryota; Metazoa; Nematoda; Chromadorea; Rhabditida; Metastrongylidae
Source: the annotation of a GenBank genome assembly
CUGGUCGCUGACUUGCUAGAUGUGAAGUGUAUAGAUAUCUAUCCAUAUGAGAAUGUGCACAUUCUACCGUAUCUUCACGAACGUAUUCCAAAUUUGACGACAUUGAACAUGCGACCACACUCAAAUCAAUUUCAUUCUUCUGGUCUUCAGUUGCCCUCAUUUCCAGCUUUUACAAAGCUCACUACGCUUAUUCUAGACAACUACUCUGUAGAUGGUGACUUUCAACUUCCUAGUACGAUAAAGUCGUUAGAGUUCUCAAAACGUGAGCAGACCCACUAUCGUUUCCUCUUGCCAAAGCUCGCAAAUCUGUCCAAUCUCGAGUAUUUCACGCUAUCUCAUGCAGACUUGUCGGAUGCAAACGAUUUUAGAACAUUCGUCCGUGCCGUGAACAGCAUGCAACUUCCAAAGCUAACAAUUCUCGCUUCAUUCAUCACCGAUGUUAUAUUAUUCCGAGCGUUAAUUGUGUCAGGACAAUUGCUGAUGUUGCGUGAAUGUAAAUUCGUUGAAUGUGAUGUAGUGAGCAUUGAUGUUCUGAAGCAUUUGUCUAUGAUUACCUGGCGUCAAGAUGCUGAUACAGGAACUCUCGAUGAAUGUUAUUCGAAGCUCAUGCACGGAUGUCAAGAAACUUUGAAGGGUAAAAAUGCACGCUUUAUUUCGAAGAUGUUCUCAACUGGUGAAGAGGGCAAGGAGAUUGUUGUUACAGAACUCGAGACUAUGAAGUCGCUAAUAGUUCGAGAUUACAUCGAUCAUCAGAAAUACCUCACACUUGGAUUUAUCGUCGGCGAACACAACUCAUUCGAGGACCGAACAACCUCGUAG